GUCAAGUGAAAAUGAGCUGCAAGUAGAGGACAUAGCUCAGUAUAUUUAUUCUGAAGAAACAAGUGUUGAAGGAAAUCUAUCCAAGGAAUUUCCAAACUCUUCUGUGAUGCAGCCUUCAUCUCUGAUAACACAGAUUCCAGAACUCACAAUCACUACUAAUUCACCAGAAAAGAAGGAGCCUUCUAAAGAUCAUCUUGUAGAUUUUACUGAUUCCCCACAGGGACAUGCUACCAAGGUCCACACUACAUCUCAUGAGGAGCUGAAAUUGCCAUGGGGUUUGGUGCUAGGUACUGAAACCCAUCCCUUGGGACAGUGGGAUGCGCCUGAAUUCAGCAAGUGUGACCUCACCACAGAGGGCUCUUUCAUGGAAGAAUGCAUGGAGGAACAGUUGAGAAGAUACCAAGAGCUGCCCUAUCGCUUGGAGGAAGAUGCCAUAGAUCGAGAACUGGAACAGCUUUACCUGUCCCAUUUGAGCCGGCUUCGAGCAGAGGAACUUGGAGGAAGAGGAGAGUGGUCUGAGGAGAACUCAGGCAACAACACCAGCCCUGUGCCAUCUCUCAUUGCAUUGCGGCAGAGUGUCUUGACUGAUCGUGACCUGAUAGUCAACUGGACAGGCCCAGAGAGAGCACUCAACAGUUCCCUGGCAAAGGAGAUCACACUGUACUAUGCUAAGCAACGGGGCGAUGACUCCAGAGAUAGUGAGGAGGAGGGAGUUGUGGCAGGAUAUGCAACACAGGGACCACCUGAGUUGGUGGGACCAGGCCGUGAUAGCCCACCAGUAUUAUUAGAAGGCUGCUUUCUAAAUCAUCUGGAAGAGGGAAAUGUCCAACAGAGUCCAGUGAAGGACUCUGACUCCUUUGCCAGCUUGAGAGUGGUGGCACCCAACACCUUGAGGCCAGUCAUUCCGGAGGCUAUGGUGAUGCCCCUUGUAGUUCCAGCCCGGACACUAGUGCCCCUACCAAAGCGGCCCACAGACCUGCCAUCCAGCCCUCUUGAUGCUCAUGGACAAGGCAAGUGCCAGGGCUUCUUGAUAGGGCAUGGCAGCCUCUGGCUGGGUGAGGGCCUUCAUGUCCACAAGCCCCCUGAAACCAGUCCCGUUUCUCAUAAUGAACUUGAAAAGAUCUUGACACGCUCCCUGCGGUUCCUCAGCCUCUUUGUCUUCCUUCCCGUGGUUUUCAACAGCUGCAUGCCUUUGGUGGCCGUUACACUUUACCUCCUUUUGGAUUGGUUCUCAUAAUUGGUACGCCUCUCAGAAAUGUCAAAAAGCCCAUGAGAAGAUCUGUAACUUGGCUGUAUCCCUGUUUCACCUGAUCAACUAAAUUUUCAAGGUGGGAGGGGUGCAGUGUCAGAUCUUUUAAGAGUUAAUGGCACAUCCACUCAAAAUUUCCCAAGGUUCAGAACAAUUUAUUUUUAUUAAAUCAUCUGGUAUAAGAGAUGAAUUGCUUGGACAAAAAAAAAAUGAGCUAUAUGUGAAAAUUACCAUGAAUUAGAUCUGAGAUAGCAUUUGCAAGGUCCCAGAGGGUGCAAAGGGCUCAAAGCCCCAAUAGCACUCCCACUCUCCCUUUGCCUAGAAUAUUCAAGAACGCUAGAAGCAACAGUAUUGUCCAUCCUGACAUUUGCAAAUGAAGAGAGGCAACUAAGGGUGCCUUGUCUGAAUGGCCUCAAAUUCAAACCUGGAAUAAUAGUUUCCCUUUUCCGCCUUUAAAAACAAAAUUCCUUGUUAGGAUUUAGUAGACUUCAUCUCUGUUUUUUCGGCCUUCUUCUUUCAGGUAUUUGGCCUUCACAGGCUGAAAUCCAGUUAGCAUACUUAUCUAGAAGUAAGUAAGUCAUUAAUUUAUUUUCAGUUUGGGACUGAGGCAAGCAUUUCCUAAAAGGACCAUGUUCUUUGAUAUUUUUACAGACACACUCUUUUAGCAGGCUUUGACUGUAACUUGUUUUGUGACAAAGCAAAACAUAAAUAUUAAGGGAUAAUUUCAGACUGUUUGAAAACCUUAAAUAUUCACAUUUUUAGGGAAAAAAGUCAAAAUGGCCCAUGUAAAAAUUCUUAAGAUGGAAUGUUUUAUUUAAGUACUGUAUGCCCAUUCUCUAUAUAAUAUUAGUGCAAAGUUUGGUAACAAGAUUCCUGGUUAGUCUGAGGAGCCUCUGGUUUUAUGGUGUUAAAAAGUCCCAACCUGUUCUGUGUAAGAGAUUUGGAGAAACCAACUAGCUAACUCAGUUUCUAUCUUGCUUUUCUCAUGGGCAAGUACAAAUAAUUACUAUUAAAUGAAUUCUGCAUUAACAACAACCAAAAAUCCCAUAGCGUUAAAAAUGACCCCACUCUUAAUGCUAAUCUGCUAUGAAAGUUCCUUUGGCUCUUUGGAAAAAAAAUGCAGGCUUAGAGCUUAAUAGACUGCUCAAUGUCAUAGCAGUCUAUCAAAGUGAAAAAGACUUAUUAAUAUAUGACCCUAAUCCCCAUUUAUUUUUACAAGGCUGGGAAAUUGUAAAUAUGUUUUGAAAAUUUCAUGAAGCACUUUCUUUCAGAAUGUUCUCCUGUGCCAGUCUCAGUGAAUUUAACAAGAACAGUCCAAAGGCAAAAUAGCACUUUUGUUCAGCACCUGAUAAUUUCAGUAGGAUUUGUGCAAGUGAAUAUCCUGCUGGAUCGUGCUCCACGUAUCUGUAAUUUCCCAUUAUAUGAAUGAAACAGGGAGACAAAAAGAAGUUUUCCAUUCCAAAGAAGAUGGCAACAUUUUCAGUUUUCUAUCCAUACAGCUUCUGCAAAAUACAAUCACAACCAUUCCAGAUGGCCUCAACAAUUGCACAGCCAACUUCCAUUCAUGCCCCUAUCCUGAGCCACACCCAGCUUCUUAGGAAGAAACUUUGGACUGCUGACUGUCUGGGCUUCUAGGACCCCUUUUCACUCCUGGAUCCUACACUUCUCUGCCACUAGCAGGGUCCAACACAAAGGACUACAGGAAAGCUCCCUAAAACAGAUGGCCCCGUAUUUAUUUUUGUACCUGGUGGGAAGGCUGACUUUUUCUACCGUAGAAUUCAUCCCAAGAUAGAGAUUUUAUUUAUUAACAACUAGCAGUACAAACCCAGGCUGGUGGGUUUGCAGAAGAUUAAAAUAAUUUAUAUACAUGUUUGGUGUCUGCAGCAAAGCAUUAGAUUGGAAACAUCCUGUCUUCACGUGCAAUAGGUUGAAAUGGCAUUGAACUUGCUGUAAGAAGGCAGCCCACCCGCUUUCAUGCUGCUAAACGUGUUUCAUUAACUUCCUCUUGAAUGUUGUACUGUCAGCAGCUGCUGUGAUAUAGCUUGUGAGGCCUUGUGGAGGAAGUGGAGAUAUUUAUAUGGGUUCUGAAGCCACUUCUGUCUGCUGAUCCAGACUUGGCCCUGCUUUCCCCAUCCAUAAAGCUCUUAUCUAAGGAACAUAGGGAGGUUUGGAAGGUGGAAUACUGUUUGUGCUUCAUGAAGAGAGAUCAGAGUGUCCUAACUUCAGUCAUCAUAAGAAAAAUCUGUAUUUUCCAGAUAAAAGCUGAGAUCAGAAUGUAAUUAGCAGUCACGGCUAUGUGUGUCUGUGUGUGUGUGUGUGUGUGUGAGAGAGAGAGAGAGAGUAUGCACACAUACUUUUCUUAAUUAUCCCAUGCUUAAAUUUUUUGUUGUCCUACCACUGUUCCUUCUGCCUUACUCAAACUGUCAGAUCCCUCAUCAGACAAAUAUGUCUGACAAUACAUGUUCCACACCACAAAAGUCCUGAAAAUUAUUUGGUACCUCCACUUGGCAACAGAGCAAGCAUUGAUUAUACUCCACACAUCUGUAGAAACACUGGUCAAAGCCAAAGUCUUCAUAAGUCAAGUGAACUGGCUGCCUCUGAUGGCAGAUUUUUGAAUGACAUUAAGGACUACACAGUGGGAUAUAAACAUACAUUAUGGAGUACUAUCCUUCAGAGAGUUCUUCUGCACAACUUGUACUGAAAUGCAUAAGAGCUACAUAAAACAUGCCUGUGCUUUUGCACAGCUCCUGGUCAUAUAAGUUAACAUGUGCAGGAGAAUUUAUCUGAGGAAUGUGCUUCAUGUUAAUUAAUAAGAGGUUUCUGUGGAUUUGGGGGUAUUCAAUUUCAAAGUAUUUUGGAUUAGCUCUGGUAAAACCAGGCUUGCUUUAGUGCUUUUACUUUAUAUUGUUUUUGUUAACUUUCAGCAUCCAGCUGGCCAUUUUAGAGUACAAGUUGUUUCAAGGUUCUCUACCAAAAACAUCUGCACGUAGGAAGCUAGCAUGUGUAGAAGAAAGUUAUGUUAAAUCUCUUCUUCCUUACAUGCCAAUUAUGUGCACUUUAUUUUUAAAAGAAGAGUGUUCAGUAAUUUGAGCCCCCACCUUCAGUUCAGUGUUGUGUACUCUAAACAUAGUUUAUCAGUAAGAGCUAGGUUUCAGGUUGUUAUCAAAAAAAUCAUCUCUAUAACCACUGUUGUGUAUCUGCAUUAAUGUAUAAAACUUUGCUCCCACUGGAUCCUGUAUACUAACUCCUCACCAAUAUUAUUAUAGAAAAAUCAGUGGUUUCUCUUCUCUGAACAGCAAUAAUCAUAUGUAAUUCAGAGAAGGUAAGAAGUUUUGGAUAAUCUUUAUAAUGAAUGUUAAAACUAAAUAGAUGUAAGGGUACACAAAUAUAAUGUGUGUACCAGGUUAGCAUGUGUAAUAAUUACAGCCACUCUUUGUAAUAUAUGAACAAGUUAUACAUUUUUUCUGGGUUAUGAAAAAUAUAAGCCAGAAACAACUAAGGAGCCAAGUUCAGUUUAUUGAGAGAUAUAAUUCCUUCCAUUUGUGCACAGGGCCUCAUUAUGUUUCCAGUUUUAUACUUGCAAAAAUCCAGGUAAUUUUCAGAACAAUACUCUUAUUAGUCUACUACAGCAAGAACAACAGUGAGUCCUAUAGCAUCCUGAAGACUUAAAUUUAAUAUAGCAUAGAUUUUUGUGGGUAAUAGUCCAUGUUAUCAGAUGUACGGAAUAUAGAGAGGAAUACUAUAUGUGCACAGCCGUUUGGAGGAGUAGGUUGAUGGAGACGGUAGAAGGAAAGGUCAGAAACAUUGAAAAUUACCUCUAGAUAGUGGCCAAUAAUACAAAAAUUCUAAGUAAUUUAACAAGAGAUCAAGGUUUUUUAUUACGCUGCAUGUGUUAAUCAGCUCAUCAGUGUAAGAAUACCUGUCACAUUCAAUAGUUUUGUUACUAGUCAAAGAGUUUUUAUUUAUUUACUUUAUUUAUUUAUUUAUUCAUUUAUUUAUUUAUUUGCAAAGUUAAACUAGCUGAAGAUACUUAUUCAAGGUAACCUAUAUUUCUUAGACUUUGGGAUAAUUUAGAAUUGGUCAGAUAGGUGGUUGCUACACCCCAACAGUCUGAUCUAUUAGGGAUGAGAGGGUGAUUUAUAUGGUCCUUUUCGUGGCUAGCUUUUUAGGCUGUGCUGACCUCUUCCUGUAGUAUAGCAGCUGGUUAUGUCCAGUAGUCUUAUCUUGAUGCAAAUUGACUUAUGCAUGCAGAAUGCAUUGUGGAGAGCUUCACUUUGGCCACUGGUAUUUGUGGCUUUGUCCAUAAGAUACUUCUUUUCUGUGAACAGACUGAAUCCAUGCAGUGGGGGGUGGGGUGGGGGGGAACAGCUGUGCAGGUCGAAUUAGGAUCAAGCUCUGGAUUUAUGAAUGAGAAAUCAUGCUUGUUCAGCCCUUGAAACUUACCUUGCAGGAGAACACUAAAGAGGAGAAUUAGCAGUGGUAUAUUACAACUACACAUUUGUCAGUGAUUUUAAAGCAACAACUCUGCAUUCUUUCUUCAAUUUUGCAAUGACCCCAUGGUGUGGAAUUAGAUUACAAUCCCAGAAGCCUUAUUUGCUUUGAGCAGCCUUUCCCCAAGAUAGAGCCCUUCAGACGUCUUGGACUACAUCUCCUAGAUUGAGGCUGCCUUUGAUCAUGUUCCUCAGCCAGAUCUUUUGCUGUGGAAAGAGAUCUGUGCAUGGCAGACUAUAGGGAGCAUGGUAGGGAGUCUGUUAUGUACCUGCUACUGUAGAGCAAGGGAUUGGAUGGAACAUGUGUGUGUGUGUGUGUUUAUAUGUGUAUGUGUGUACAUCCUUUUGAGCUGUGCCUGCUUCAGAAGCACUAAUAAACAUCCUGACUAUA
Molecule: messenger RNA, 6130 nt
Organism: Python bivittatus (Burmese python)
Lineage: Eukaryota; Metazoa; Chordata; Lepidosauria; Squamata; Pythonidae
Source: RefSeq, a predicted model, not a curated record